This is a messenger RNA of Halichondria panicea, 1749 nucleotides long. RefSeq lists its product as uncharacterized. The record is from RefSeq and is a predicted model, not a curated record. Bases 63 to 1613 code for a protein of 516 amino acids. Lineage: Eukaryota; Metazoa; Porifera; Demospongiae; Suberitida; Halichondriidae. The transcript has a single exon.
CCGAUCUAAAACUAUAUAAUCUGUUCUCAGUUUAUCUCAGAGCCAGCAAGGAUCGAGUUGUCAUGGAAGUCAAAGGAGGAACAGUAUACAAGGAUGCGUACGAACUCAUCGACCUCAAAAAAGCCGAGGCAACGAACAAAACCAAAAAACUGAGUAGAAGGAGACCAGUGAAGACUUUUCGGAUCGUCGCAACUGUGAUAACUUUUGUGCUAGCUGUAAUUGCUUUCAUCCUGAUUGUGGCUUUCAAAGUCGAUACUAGCAAUAAGAUCAAUUCUAAUCAGGACUUUCAAUCUCAACUUAACGAAGAAGCUUCUAAUCUGCAGUCGCAGCAAAGCAAUUUCAACGAUGAAUUUGAAGAGCUGUUGUAUCUGAUCAACAACAAUAUUCUGUCUCGACUAAACGACUCAAAUGUAGACAUUAACGUUCUCCAGAACGAAUCUAACAGUGCUGUACGAACUCUUGAGUCACAGCUGAGCCAAAAGAUUCAAGAUAUUCAAACUCUGUUAAACGUAUCGAACAGUGAUAUCCUUACUCAGCUACUCACUGCAAAGCAGACAUUACAGAAUAAGCUAAAUAGCACUAACCAAGAACUUCAAUUCGAACAAAACAGAGAGACAAAAAAUCGAGAAGCACAAAUAAAUUCAGCCGAAGCUAAUCUUCAAAUUCAGCUGAAUGAAACAAGUGAUGUAAUUCAAAGUCUAACGCUCCAUUUAGAACAGCAGGUCCAGAAUAUCGAGUCCAAAAUUAGCAACUUUUCAGAUGUGAUUCUAUCACAGUUAAAUUCCUCUACACAAGAUAUUCACAACACACUUUCGAAACUGCAAUGUCCUGGAUUGAGUCGCCACAGUCCUGCCUCUAAUUGUCAGCAGGUGUUCAACUGUAACCCAUCCUUCUCGACUGGCGACUACUGGAUACUGGCACCAAAUAACAGAACUAUUCUCUCUGUAUAUUGUGAACGUUCUUGUGGAAACCCUAAUGAUGGGUGGAGACGUGUUGCUUUUCUAGACUCUGGUUUAGGUAAAUGCCCCACUGGACUACAAAGGAGAUUUCAUUUGACUGAUGGGCAGUUUAUUCGACAGUGUGGAGCGAGUCGUGAUGAAAGGUGUUCCUCUGUAAUAUUCGAGACCAAUAUAACGCAGUACGACAAGGUGUGUGGUAAAAUCAUUGCUUAUCAAUUUGGCAUUCCGGAUGGAUUUAGAGGUAAUGCUACCCGUAACAAUGCAGCCUUCUUGGAUGGCGUUACCCUCAGACUUGAAGGCCCACAAGCAAAUCAUAUUUGGUCAUUUGGUGCUACUGCUUAUAAUAAUGUACGCCCAGAGAGGUGUCCCUGCGACCAAACCAAUAUAACCGUUGGUUCAGUAGGCACCGACUACUUCUGUGAUGGUGCAGAAACUAGCUCAGGUGAAAAUAAUUUCAUUCGUGAUCGACUAUGGGAUGGAGCUAGUUGUAACCCUACUGAUUCACGCCCCUGUUGUCAGUUUAACAACCCUCCGUGGUUCUUCAAGCAGUUGGCCUCUCCAACUACUGCAGACAUUCAGAUGAGAGUGUGUAUUGAUGAACCUCGAAGUGAUGAAGACAUUCGCAUCGAGCAGUUAGAGAUUUAUGUCCAGUAAAAAUAAACAUGCAUGCAGACAUUCAAAUUUACUUGUAGACUGACUAUACAUUGUACUAGGUAUAGUCUAUCUUUACGUAGUAUAGCUAUUAUAUAUAUCUCGUUGUUGUUGGCAUUAGCUUUUAAAAAUGUGACAA